Molecule: messenger RNA, 1519 nt
Organism: Mucor mucedo
Lineage: Eukaryota; Fungi; Mucoromycota; Mucoromycetes; Mucorales; Mucoraceae
Product: kinase-like domain-containing protein
Exons: 5
Coding region: 115-1236 (373 amino acids)
Source: RefSeq, a predicted model, not a curated record
GUCAGCAACAAUUGUUGUGCAACAUGUGACUGACCUAUAAAAAAUAAACCCACCCCGCAUUUUUUCUAUUUUUUUUUCUCUCUCUUCCUUCUUCUCUCUGCACUCUAAAAUAUCAUGGCUGGUGAUAAAGGACAAUCUACCUCCAGUGUUCGUUCUGGACACGAGUUAAACGUACAGGUACUGGAAACUUACCUUGUUCAACAUAUUCCUGGUUUCACGGCACCUUUAAAUAUCAGCCAGUUCCAACUUGGCCAAUCCAACCCCACUUAUCUCUUAAAAGACGCCAACAAACAACAGUAUGUGCUUCGUAAAAAGCCUCCAGGAGCCUUACUUUCAAGCACAGCACACGCCAUAGAACGCGAGUACCGUAUCAUUCAUGCCUUGGGCACAAAGACCGAUGUGCCUGUUCCUAAAGUCUAUGUGCUUUGUGAAGACACAUCCGUGAUGGGUACCCCUUUCUAUGUCAUGGAAUUUUUAGCAGGUCGUAUCUAUGAGGAUUGUCGCAUGUUGAAUCUGCCUUUUGAAGAGCGCAAGCAACUCUGGUAUUCGGCAGUAGAGACAUUAGCGAAAUUACACCGUGUGGAUUUUAAAGCGAUCGGGUUGGAAAAUUAUGGUCGUAACUCUGGAUUUUAUGCGCGUCAGAUGAAGUCAUUGAGCAGAGUGUCCAAUGCCCAGGCCGUGGUGAAGGAUGAGGAGACGGGACAGGUCGUAGGUCCUCUUCCCCGUUUAGAAGAAAUGUUUGGCUGGUUCCAACGAAACCAGGUCUCUGACACUGCUACCAUUGUUCAUGGUGAUUUCAAGAUUGAUAACAUGAUCUUUCAUCCUACAGAGCCUAGAGUGAUUGGUGUAUUGGAUUGGGAACUCUCCACCAUCGGCCAUCCCUUGUCCGACUUGGCCAACUUAUUACAGCCUUUUUAUAUCCCGGCCAAUGUAGGUGGAGGUAUGUUGGGAUUCAAGGGAUCAAAGGAAGCUUUACCUGUGCCCGGUGCAGAUGAAUUGAUGGCUGUCUAUUGUCGUAUCCUGGGCCAACCUUACCCCAUCUCACGCUGGAAGUUUGCUGUGGCCUUUUCCUUCUUCCGCUUGAGUGUGAUUUUACAGGGUAUUGCAGCCCGUGUGGCGCGUAAACAAGCGAGUUCAGCCGAAGCCAAGAGUUUUGCUGCUCGAUUUAAACAGGUGGCUCAAAUGGGACUGGAUAUUGUAGAUGAAGGCAAUCUUCAGGGAGAUUCUAAAUUAUAACCUUUUAUUUCUUUUUUUGUUAAUGCCCCUUUAAAGCCAUGGCGCCUGAAAUUAAAGACAUGAUUUCAUCCUCCUUUUGUAUUUGGCUGUCGAUUUGAUAUAUCUAAAGAAAGGGAUAAGUGUAUGUAUGUGUGUUUAGAGUGUGAAUUUUACCUUUUUGAUGGCAUCCAUGUCUCGGAUAGAGGCAAGAUGAUCAAAGGAGACCAUUUCACCUUCCACGCGUUCCUUAAUAUAUGCUUCAGCCUAAUUUUACAUCAAAAAAAAGAAAAGAAAGGGAUGAGAC